Corythoichthys intestinalis (scribbled pipefish) is the source of this 820-nucleotide messenger RNA. It is a transcript of the gene ucn3l, whose product is annotated as urocortin 3, like. Gene Ontology annotation, biological process: cellular response to nutrient levels; digestion; adenylate cyclase-activating G protein-coupled receptor signaling pathway. Gene Ontology annotation, molecular function: corticotropin-releasing hormone receptor 2 binding; hormone activity. Lineage: Eukaryota; Metazoa; Chordata; Actinopteri; Syngnathiformes; Syngnathidae. The record is from RefSeq and is a predicted model, not a curated record. The transcript has 2 exons. The coding region runs from base 61 to 489 and encodes 142 amino acids. Gene Ontology annotation, cellular component: extracellular region.
GCUUCUUUUCCAAAGACUGCUGGUUCUUUGCUUUGACUCGUGUGAAGACAACCUGGGCAGAUGAUGCUGUCGUCCCUUAAGACACUUCUGCUGCUGUCGGUCCUGUGCACGCCGUCGUCCAGCCUAUGCCUCCGCCUGGUCCACGGCCGCGCCGACGUCCUGUGCGAGCGGCAGAUGGCCGGCGGCUUCUCCCCGGAGGACGGCUGGAGCUCCCUGCUGCGCUCCUCAGCAGAGCUCCUGGCCGCCUCCGGGUCCGAGGAGUCGGCGAGCCGAGAGAAAAGGACUUUUAACCCGGCGCGCUCGCGCUUCCAGAGUCCGGCCAAACUAAGGAACGUCGGCAAGAAGGAGCAUCGGAGCUGGCGCUACCUGUCGCUGGAUGUGCCCACCUAUAUCAUGAACGUGCGCCUCACGAAGGCCAAAGAACAGCAACUGCGCAAACAGUUGGACGCGAACGCGCUGCUGCUUGCUAGUAUUGGACGGAGAAAAUGAUCCGCUCGGCUCGGCUUUUGGAACUAUUCAUCACUUGUUCAUAAUUUACAUUGCAUUAUUAUUGGUGCCUCACUGAGGAUAAAAAAAAUAAUUUUUAGCACCGUAAAGUCAACAAAACAUCUUUUAACUCACGUGCUGACAUUGACGCUUAUAGACGUCCAUUCCUUUUUGACCAGUAGAGAUGCCAGACCCUCCCAGUCAAAAAGAACUGGACGUUGCUGUCGAUUGCACCGAAACAUGAUUGUUGUGUAUAAUCUUAAUCUUGUAUUGUUGGAAAAAUCUCCCCACACAAAUUGAGAAAUGCAUGGGAAUAUCUUUGAAUGUGCGCUCG